UUCACAUGGUAUGAAUGAGGUGCGAUUGACUGGACUCCUGAAAGAACGGUACAAAACUCACUUUGCGGACUUCAGCAAAAACUAAAUAAGCCAGGACUGUGUAGACCAUGCAGCUAUUCGAAUAACCUAGCUGCCCAUCCCUCUUCAGAAAAAGAUGACUCGGCCCCUCAGAUUGAAGAUUCACGAUGCUCUCAAUAGCAGCUUGCUAAUGGACGCGGAGGGGAUGGGCAUAUUUAUCGGAGGGCGCCGGCGCAACCGGAAGAAGAAGAACAAGAAAAACGGUCAAAGCAAGAAGAAAACUAAGAAAAUGAUAACAAGAGCAAACCCGUUUUCAACGAAUCGUCUGGAAGUUCCAGUGAUUCCUGCUCUUCCGGUAGAAGUUCACCCAAGUCUGAGGAGAAGAUCCCUUUGUUGAGCUAUUGCUUGGACGAGAACGAAAACUUCGAUCCGUCAGAUCCUUACUGCUAUUUUUGUGACGACGAAGAGGCUGAAAAUACAGAGAUGUCGUUCCUAUUUAAGAAGAAGGCCAAGGAAGUGAAAACAGAGAAGGCGGUCGUGAACGAGAUGCAGACUCGUGCGGAGGAGUCCAAACCCGAGGUGAAGGCCGAGCCCCCUGCCCCGGCUCAGGCGGUACAGAAGGAGGAGAAGCCCGCGCUAGAGGAGAGCACGGAGAAGGCUGUGGACGGAGGGGCCGUCACUGAGACUAAACCUGCCGAAUCUGAAGAGAAAGCCCCAGUUGUUGACGGCGAAGCCAAGCCUAGUGAGAAGGAAGAGAAGAGCGAAAAGUCGCCCUUGGUGAGCAACAAAGACAUGGGCCCCGGUGGAUGCCUGUGCUGUACCAUACUUUAGUAGAUUCAAGAUGGCAUGCACUUUUACAGCGCCUGCAUGUACAAAGUGAUCUAAGAUCCUAAUGCAUGGAUAUUCACAGAGACUUAUCUCGACUGGGGAAUAUGUGGCGAGAGCUGUAGGUAAUCGCGUUUGUUACAUGUUUGCGAAUAACAAGCUGUCAGAACUGCAUGUCAAGAAAAGGCAAAUUAUAAAUAAGCUAUCAAAAAUUUAUUCUGGCUGUGGAAAUGUUCUGCUUUACACCUGGAUUGUAGUGAUACAAUUUUGUACAUCUUGUUUGUGAAUAUUAAUAAAAAAUGCCAUUUUAUUGAGAAUUAUAUUCAAUACAGUAACAACGUAAAAUUUAAAUAUAAGUUUUAAGAGUUUAAUUUAAAACAGUUAUCUUUAGAAUAGUAUAGCUUUGUAGUUUUAUGAAAUGAUUUUAAUUAAUGUUGAUAACAAAUUACUGACACUAUGUCGGAAGCAAUUUUGUGGGCAUGUUUAAAUUAUACUUUGCCUGUCUGAAAGAUGGCUAUGUGUAUUUGUCGUUUUCCUGUGUUGAAAGUAAAAUCGAUUUAAAUUCGGCCAAUUCAGUGUUUAGUCUACAUCCUAUCAAAUUUAAAUAUUUCUUGAAUUUGUUAUUACAGUACAUAUCCAAAUUUUAAAAAAAUGCAUAGUGACAAUGUACCGGGGUAAGUGCCAAAACAGUCUUUAAAAUACGCUAUAAUUUCCAUUUGUUUUGAUAUUAAAAUCUUCUUUUUUGCACAUUGAACCAAUUUAUCUAAAGUUGUAAAUUGCCAGUGUAUAAAGAUAAACAUAGUCUUCUUCCUAACUUUAAAUAAUACUAAACACAGCUAGUGAAAGCUGGGAAUUUCUUCUUCUUGUUUUUGCACGUAAUGCUGAAUUGUUUUAUUUUCAUUUUUAUUUGAAAUUUGAAAUGUAUUCAAAUUUGAAGUAGAACGCCUAGAUGACGUAUUAUUUGAAUCUCCGUCAAACUAUAUCUAUUUUCCGAACCAUUUUCCUUUUGUUGGCGAGGGCAAUAUUAGACAAUCGUUUAAGCAGAUUUAUGUUUUCAUGAAUAAUUCGGAAGAUAAAAUCAUACAGAAGAGUCCUUUUGAGAAGUUUAGUCGAGAGUUCCCCGACUAUUUGUAAUGGCGAAAAUGUCUUGCUUGUUGCAAGUCUUUAAAAAUAAAGUUAUGUUGACUUAAAUUUCUCAUAUUUAUUUUCCCAUCUUUCCAUUCCCUGUACCGAAACGCUCGAUCUGGCAUGCAGGCUCCCUGGUUAUUUAAACUUACCUACAUAAACAUUAACAAGAAUUAUGUCAUGUAUGUACAUGGUGCAUGUACAUUGUAGCGAUUGUCUUUAAUUUGAAUUCAGCCGUAUUGGUGUGAGAAAGACGGUCUAUUGGUGAAAUUGUUCAUGCCAUACAAGCAGCGAUAUAUGCCCUGUAACAUCGGAUAUCAUGAAAGCUCGCUAAGUUUCUGUUUUGGGUAAUUUGGGCUUGUCCUAAUAGUCAAGCAAAAGCUCUGAACCACAUGCCGGGCCUUGGACAUUCAACAGUCAGCACUAUACCACUGACCCAAAUGGCGAGCAUGGUAGGUGUCGUGAUGUGUGUGUUGCUGUCUCCCAGGCUUUGUAUUUGAUGUCCCAACUGUUUUACUUGCAUCUUUACAUUUACUGUAAAUGUUUGAUUAUCUAAAAAGAAAAGAGAAAAAACAUCGAUAUGUAUAUGAAAGGGUUGAUAGCUUAAAAGAGAAUGUAAUACUCAGUGAUUGUAUAGAGAACUCCUUCCCUUAGAGAGUUGUGCUGUGCUAUUGUGUGUCUCUAUAUAUGUAACAUGUAAACUUAACAUCAGAUAGGAAAGAAGACUUCUAUCUGAGAAGAGUUCUAUGUAUUGGUCUGUCCAAAUAAAACACGUCCCCCCCCCCCCCGAACGACAUCUCUGUAAGAAAAAAUGUCGAUAUUCUAAGUUUACCAUCGCGUUUUUCUAUGUCCAUUUCCUACUGAAAACUGAAACUGUCUUCCUGUUAUCGAAACAUUGUCCCUGGCAUUUUUUUUUUCUUCGUCUAUAAAUAGCACUGUCUGAGGGCCUAAUUGGUGCCCAGAGGUCACCGUCUUACAUAGCUGUCGUAUAAUGGUACAUGUUUACCAUGGUAACGUAUCCGUUCACUCAGAUAUAUUGCCAUGGGCGUUACACCAUGCCCACGAUGUUACGACUGUUUCGUAGGACGGGCCUAGAUUUUGACCACGGUUCGAAGUGUACCAGAACUACCGCAACAAGUAGCUGGGCAGAAUAGCUUGUUUGAUUACUUUUAUGUAUUUAAUAAAGACUAUAUGCAACACA
Liolophura sinensis is the source of this 3169-nucleotide messenger RNA. RefSeq lists its product as uncharacterized. Lineage: Eukaryota; Metazoa; Mollusca; Polyplacophora; Chitonida; Chitonidae. The record is from RefSeq and is a predicted model, not a curated record. The transcript is spliced from 6 exons. Bases 502 to 849 code for a protein of 115 amino acids.